AUGAAGCCCGAGAACAUUGACCCGGCUCGUACGAGACGUCUUGCAAAAGCCUUCAAAGACAUCGUCGCGGGGCGCCGUACCGUCUCAACUGCUACCGACGCUCGCCUCUACCUGAAAGCUGUGAGGGCUCAGCCGAACCCAUCGACUUGCAUCGAGACCAUGGUGGCUAGCGAGCACGGCAUUCGUGGUAUCAGCACGAGUGUCCAAACCGAUCCCUCACCCGUGUUUCUGACUGCCCAUGUCAUCCCCUUCUUGGAAUACCUGGCAGAUCCGGGCAUCAGAGCCAUCCACGAGGGCGGUCUCCUACGCCAAAUACUUUUGGCGAUUGUAAACCUCCCCGAUUGCCUGGAACUCUCUCCUGACGCUAUGGCUUGA
Molecule: messenger RNA, 375 nt
Organism: Verticillium dahliae VdLs.17
Lineage: Eukaryota; Fungi; Ascomycota; Sordariomycetes; Glomerellales; Plectosphaerellaceae
Exons: 1
Coding region: 1-375 (124 amino acids)
Source: RefSeq, a predicted model, not a curated record